CAGAGCACGCAGCUUACAUGGCGAUGGCGCCGAUCAUGGCGGCGCGCACAGUGCCGUACGCACAGGGGCAGGGCCAUGAGCUGCAGCAAGACUUCGAUUUCUUCUUGGUGGUGGACUUCGAGGCGACGUGCCAGAAAGACGCGCGGAUCUACCCGCAGGAGAUCAUCGAGUUCCCCGCCGUCCUCGUCGACGCCGCCACAGGCCGCCUCGAGUCCGCGUUUCGCCGCUACAUCCGCCCGAAGCACCACCCCGUGCUCACCCAGUUCUGCAGGGACCUCACGGGUAUCCGGCAGGAGGACGUCGACGGCGGCGUGGACCUCGGCCAGGCCCUCCGGCUGCACGACGCUUGGCUGGAGGCGGCGACCACGGGGGUAGGGACCAAGCGAUGUGGCGGCCGCUUGGCCGUCGUUACGUGGGGAGACUGGGAUUGCCGCACCAUGCUCGAGUUUGAGUGCCGCUUCAAGGGCAUCGAGAAGCCCUCCUACUUCGAUCGCUGGAUCAACCUGAGGGCUCCCUUCCAGGCGGCGCUCGGCGGCGGAGGGCGGGUCAACCUGCAGGAGGCGGUCCGGGCGGCGGGACUGGACUGGGAGGGCCGCCUGCACUGCGAGCUGGACGACGCGCGCAACACGGCGCGGCUUCUUGUCGAGCUCAUGCUGCGCGGGGUCAAGAUGAGCAUUACCGGCUCGCUGGCGCUGCCACGGCCGAUCCAGCAGCAGCCGCCUCACAUAAGCCCUUGCCGUGGCUCCUCAGCACUGGCGCCGCCGCCCAUCCAGCAGCAGCAGCAGCCGCCGCCGCCUCACAUAAGCACCUGCGGUGGCUCGUCUGUGACGUGCUUCUGCUACUGCGGCCAGCGGGUGGCGACCAGAGGAGGUGUGGUGUCGGUGCCAGGACCGAUGCAGGGGAAGUGCUUCUUUGCGUGCGUCAAUGGGAGCCGUGUGCUGUUAGUGUGUAGCAACUGAAUGAGCCACGACAUGAGUCUGAGAUUCUAUAUCGACUAGCAUAA
Molecule: messenger RNA, 1003 nt
Organism: Triticum aestivum (bread wheat)
Lineage: Eukaryota; Viridiplantae; Streptophyta; Magnoliopsida; Poales; Poaceae
Product: ERI1 exoribonuclease 2-like
Exons: 1
Coding region: 18-959 (313 amino acids)
Molecular function (GO): nucleic acid binding; 3'-5'-RNA exonuclease activity
Source: RefSeq, a predicted model, not a curated record